AUUUUUGUGAUAAGUAUAGUACGUAUAAUGUGUGUGCCGUGUGCACUCAGAAAUAUAGACUACCUGCGAGCAGCCACCCUCCAGUUCAUUCGAUAUCGGUGCUAAUUGGGAAGAAGUGCUAAAAUUUAAAUUAUUUAUUCGAAAAAUUUCUUUUGGAAAUUAAAUAAAAAUGCCUUUUACACCAGUUGAAGUUCCAAAAUGCCCAAAGUGCGGCAAGUCUGUAUAUCGUGUCGCAGGAGGUUACAAAUACCACAAGACUUGUUUCAAAUGCGGAAUGUGCAACAAAGCCUUGGACUCCACGAACUGCACCGAGCACGAAAAAGAACUCUUCUGCAAAAACUGCCAUGCCCGUAAGUACGGUCCUAAAGGAUACGGUUUCGGAGGCGGUGCUGGUUGUUUAUCCAUGGACACCGGAGCGCAUUUGAACAGAGAUGACGAAAUUCGAAACGGUGCACGACUGGAGCCUCGAGUAAUUGCCAAAGCACCCGAAGGCCAAGGUUGUCCAAGAUGUGGUGGUUACGUUUAUGCAGCAGAGCAGAUGUUGGCACGUGGACGGCAAUGGCAUAAGGAAUGCUUCAAAUGCGCAACAUGCAGCAAAGGACUUGACUCGGUCAACUGUUGUGAGGCCCCAGACAAAAACAUCUACUGUAAAUCUUGCUACGGUAAAAAAUUCGGUCCAAAAGGAUAUGGAUAUGGUCAAGGAGGAGGUGCCCUUCAAAGUGAAUGCUACUCUAAUGGUGAUAUGGCACCAAAAACUGCCGCUAUCGAUGUUAGUAAAAUUCAAGCCAAACCAGGUGAGGGCUGUCCUCGCUGCGGUGGUGUUGUGUUUGCUGCUGAAAUGGUCUUAUCCAAGGGACGAGAGUGGCAUAGGAAGUGCUUUAAAUGCAGGGACUGUACAAAAACUCUGGAUUCAAUCAUUGCCUGUGAUGGCCCUGACAAGGAAGUGUAUUGCAAAACAUGCUACGGUAAAAAGUGGGGACCUCAUGGAUACGGAUUUGCUUGUGGAUCUGGAUUCUUACAAACUGAUGGUUUGACUGAGGAUCAGAUUUCUUCUCAGAGACCUUUUGCCAGUCCUGACACAACAUCAAUCAAGGCUCCUGAAGGUGAAGGUUGUCCUCGUUGUGGCGGCAUGGUAUUUGCUGCAGAACAACAACUGUCCAAGGGAAAAAUGUGGCAUCAAAAAUGCUUUAACUGUGCCGAAUGUCAUAGACCAUUAGAUUCAAUGCUAGCAUGUGACGGGCCCGAUAAAGAAAUUCAUUGCAGAGCAUGCUAUGGAAAGCUCUUCGGACCCAAAGGAUUUGGUUAUGGCCACACCCCAACUCUUGUUUCCACUGGUGGAGAAUCAACUGUUAACUACCCUGAAGGCGGACUUUUACACGGUGCAAAAUCAUCCGGAGGAUGUCCUCGUUGUGGAUUCGAUGUGUUUGCUGCGGAAAGAAUGAUCAGCAAAAGCCGAGUAUGGCACAAGCGUUGCUUCCACUGCGCUUUUUGCCGAAAGUCACUCGACUCAACGAAUCUCAACGAUGGCCCCGAUGGAGAUAUUUACUGCCGCAGUUGCUAUGGUCGCAACUUUGGACCAAAGGGGGUUGGGUAUGGUCUAGGAGCUGGAACUUUAACAAUGGCGUAAUUUGCUAAUUUUAUUUUUAUUUAUACUUACAUAUACAUUUUUUGUAAUAUCUACUUUUAUUUAAACAAAGAGUAUAAAAUGUUGAAUUUUAUAAAGCGAUCGAAGAAUUACCGUGAUGAAAUCGAUUAUGAUUAAGUAUACUUUAAGUCUUUAAUUUAUUUAUUUAAGCUCAUCAGGAUAUAAUAGUAAUAAAAAUCAAAACUGACUGUUACAAGGUUUGACAUUUCAAGCGUACCUACCGAAAGACAUUGAAUAUGUUAUUGUUUAGUGCAUAAGAAAUAAAAAAACGAAAUAACUUAGUAUUGCUUUAUUUUUCUACUUGAGAUGUAAAUAAGCUGUAAGGUUCAGCCAUAAAUAUAAAGAAAUCUUAUUGGUACAUAUGUAAAUCACUUCUAGUAUCAUUGAAGUAAAUUAAAUUAAAAAAAAAAAACACUAAGCACUUAAAUUUAGAUUAAGAUAAAUACUUUCCAAAAACAUCAUCCUUCACAAUCAACAUUUUUCCAAAUAAGAAAGAGCAUAAGUUUUAAUAUCUUGUAAAAUUAUAAAACUGAUUAAUUAUGUAGUAAUAAUAAUUCUUAAAUAUAUGUACAUACAUUCAAAUUUAUUAUUAAAUAACAGACGAUGGUACGCUUUUCCUUAAUGUUGAUUAUUUAUAAAACGAACUUACCAUUGUUUGUGUGUCUUACAAACAGGUUUAUUAUUAAGAAAAGAAGAGUAAUAAGUUAACCCUUAAUCAAUAAAAGAAUAUAAAGAUUAAA
Eupeodes corollae is the source of this 2385-nucleotide messenger RNA. Its product is annotated as muscle LIM protein Mlp84B-like. Gene Ontology annotation, cellular component: cytoplasm; Z disc; nucleus. The transcript is spliced from 9 exons. The coding region runs from base 170 to 1627 and encodes 485 amino acids. The record is from RefSeq and is a predicted model, not a curated record. Gene Ontology annotation, biological process: muscle tissue development; sarcomere organization. Gene Ontology annotation, molecular function: structural constituent of muscle; actinin binding. Lineage: Eukaryota; Metazoa; Arthropoda; Insecta; Diptera; Syrphidae.